Hyla sarda is the source of this 7855-nucleotide messenger RNA. RefSeq names its product semaphorin 3E (gene SEMA3E). Bases 483 to 2798 code for a protein of 771 amino acids. The record is from RefSeq and is a predicted model, not a curated record. Lineage: Eukaryota; Metazoa; Chordata; Amphibia; Anura; Hylidae. Gene Ontology annotation, biological process: semaphorin-plexin signaling pathway; neural crest cell migration; positive regulation of cell migration. The transcript is spliced from 17 exons. Gene Ontology annotation, molecular function: semaphorin receptor binding; chemorepellent activity.
UCUCUCAUCUUCCUCUAGUCAGCACAGUCUACAGCCCAGCAUCCCUGCUGCUAGGAUCUCACAGCUCCUAAAAUAUUUUUUUCCUUCUAAUUAAACAAGGUGAAAGGUGAAUUAAAACGAAACGUCUGGCAGGUCUUAGAGAGAGCAGAUUUCUCAGCAGCUUGCAGCAAGGAGGCGUUUAUUCAAAGGGUUCCUAGUUGAAUGUUGGAUUGCCUGGAUAUACUGAACACAGAACUAGGAGACAGCACAGCACUGGCAAGGACUAAGGAAUGACAUGUCUGUCUGUAAACAAAUGUCAUGGCAAGAGACCACUCUGUAGUACAGAUUGUAAUGAGGCAUGACAAAUAGGAAAUGUGUACUAGGAAGAGAAGGGAUUCCUAAGGGAGACCUAGAAGGCACUGAAAAGAGAGCUACUUUCUGAACUCCAACAGAGCAGCUAUAGUCCUUCCGAGGAGAGCCACACAGAACUGACUUUAAACAGCAUGGCAUAUUUUCACAUUAAAGCGUUGCUUUUCCUUGGACUUCAUGUAUUUGUAUCUUUGGCAACGGACACAAGCCAACCAAGACUUCGCCUGUCAUAUAAAGAGCUCUGGGAUUUAAACAGAACUUCAAUCUUCCAGAGUCAACUUGGAUCUCUCGACCUACGUACCAUGUAUUUGGACGAGUAUCAAGAACGACUGUUUGUGGGAGGCAGAGAUCAUGUGUAUUCACUUAGCCUGGAGAAAGUCAGUGAGAAAUAUAAAGAGAUACAUUGGCCAAGCUCAGAACAGCAAAUUGACGACUGCUACAGAAAAGGAAGAGAAGAGAGAGAAUGUGCAAACUUCAUUCGAGUUCUUCAUCAUUAUAAUCGAACUCACAUUUUGGCCUGUGGAACGGGAGCAUUUGAUCCAGUUUGCACUUUUAUAAGAGUUGGACUCAGGUCACAGGAACCUUUAUUCCAACAAGAAGUCCAGAAAGUUGAGCGAGGGCGAGGCAGAUGUCCUUUUGACCCUGACUCAUCUGUAAUCUCAACAUUGGCAGGUGGUGAAUUGUUUGUUGGCCUCUACAAUGACUUCUGGGGUCGAGAUGCUACUUUAUUCAGAAGCAUGGGAUAUCUACCGUAUAUAAGAACAGAGCAUGACGAUGAUCGCCUCUUAAAAGAGCCAAAGUUUGUAGGCUCCUACUUGAUUCCAGACAAUGAAGACAAGGAUGACAACAAAAUAUACUUCUUUUACACUGAAAAGGCAAUAGAAGGUGAUGGAGUCCAUGCUAUUUAUUCUCGAGUAGGACGAGUCUGUGCAAAUGAUGUUGGAGGACAAAGAAUGAUGGUAAAUAAAUGGACUACCUUUCUUAAAGCCAGAUUAACCUGUACAGUGCCUGGUCCUAAUGGCAUUGACACACAAUUUGAUGAACUUGAGGAUGUAUUCUUAAUGCAUUCUAGAGAUGCAAGGAACCCAGAGAUAUUUGCGCUAUUCAGUACCACAAGCGCCAUUUUUAAAGGCUAUGCAGUUUGUGUUUAUCAAAUGACCAGCAUUCGUGAAGCCUUUAAUGGCCCCUACGCACACAAAGAAGGACCAGAAUACCACUGGACAAUGUAUGAGGGAAAAGUCCCUUACCCAAGACCUGGCUCAUGUCCUAGCAAGGUAAACGGAGGUCACUAUGGAACUACCAAGGAUUACCCAGAUGAGGCUUUGCGCUUUGCUAGAAGUCAUCCUCUGAUGUAUAAACCUAUCAAACCAUUACAUAAAAGGCCUCUUCUUGUAAAGGUGGAUGGAAAAUACAACUUAAAACAAAUUGUUGUCGAUCGAGUACAAGCAGAAGAUGGACAGUAUGAUGUCAUGUUUCUUGGAGCAGACAAUGGAAUUGUUCUGAAAACUAUCACCAUAUACAAUCAAGAAACAGAAACAAUGGAGGAAGUUAUUCUUGAAGAACUCCAAGUGUUUAAGAUUCCGGAGCCUAUUAUUGCAAUGGAGAUUUCAACAAAAAGACAGCAACUGUACAUUGGCUGCAAAUCAAGUGUGGCCCAAGUAAAGCUUCAUCAGUGUGACAUGUAUGGUACAGCAUGUGCUGACUGUUGCCUUGCUCGUGAUCCUUACUGUGCUUGGGAUGGUAUGUCCUGCACCAGGUACUUCCCUAUUGGAACACACUCUAAGAGACGUUUCAGGAGACAGGACGUUCGACAUGGCAAUGCAGCUCAGCAAUGUUCAGGACCACAUAUUAAUGGAGAGACUCUUGGAAAGACUGAGGAGUAUACAGUAUAUGGUGUUGAACAUAAUAGCACUUUAUUGGAAUGUAUGCCUCGGUCUUUACAAUCUAAAGUCAUCUGGUUUGUGCAGAAAGGACAUGAAGCAAAAAAAGAUGAGAUAAAAACAGGUGAAAGAGUUAUAAUGACAGAGUUUGGACUUCUAUUUCUAAAACUGCAUAAAUCAGAUGCUGGAGUAUAUUAUUGCCAAACUGUGGAAAAUUCUUACGUCCAUACAAUAAGAAAAAUGACCUUGGAAAUUGUUGAAGAAGAGCGUGUUGAUGAUAUGUUUCACAAAGAAGAUGAAGAAGAAAUAACACUCCAAAAAAUGCCAUGUCCUGGGCAGCCAAGUAUCCCCCAGUCAUCCAAGCAAUGGUAUAAGGAGUUCUUGCAGUUGAUUGGAUAUAGUAAUUUUCAAAAAGUUGAAGAAUACUGUGAAAAAGUAUGGUGCACAGAUAAAAAGAAAAAGAAACUUAAAAUGUCUCCAAAUAAAUGGAAAUAUAUAAACCCACAAGAGCGGAAGUCACGUGGGAAAUCAGACCAUCAUCGUAUGCCAAGGCACAUACUACAGCCGUAGGUUUUAUUUUUUUUUCUUCCUUGAGACUGUUUAAGACUUUAUCAGCAAUAACUGACAUGAGUGAAAAAGAGAAAUAAAGACAUCCAAUCGCCAUUUUAAGUCAACCAAACUUUAUCUUAUGAUACAUCAAUCACAGAUUGACUGGUUUGGCAUUAUGUAAAUAUUUCAUAUAUUUUAUUAAAUUUUUUGGUUUUAAAAUAUGUUUACAUCCAUAAUUUAAAGGUGGAUUUAUUGAAAUUACAAUUUUGUGUUUGUUUUGCAUUUCAUUACCAAAUAAUCAUACUUUAAGAUUGUUUACAAAUGUAUGGAAAACUAGUUUUAAGGAGUGAGUAAAUACGGACAAUUUAUACAUGAUAAAAAUUGUAAAUACACAUGCUUAUCAUUAAAGAGGGUUGGGAAAGGACAGAACAUGAUUAGGUUUAGCAUGCUAUUUAAUCUUUAGUUAAAAUAUGGUAUAACUGAGUUAUAUUAAGAAAAGUUAUACAAUAUGCGCGAGGAUUGUGAUCUCUGAGGAAAGAAAAGGAAAAACUCUCCUUCAACUCUAAAAUAACUAUUACUAGAAAUUACUUUAUGACAUCUAAAUCUGAUGCUAUUACAAUCCUUUGGCCUGUUUAACACUAGAAUAACUUGACAGUUAUUGAACUGGCCAUAGGUUAUAUCCACAUACCAUUUUUCAGUUUCAUUUUGAGCCGUAAACGCCUUAAAAAAAUGCACCAAAAGCAAAAAAGGCUCAACAAUGCUGUGUGAACAUAGCUUUAAGGGACAUUUAAACGGGUUAAAAAAAAAUUGAAAAUUACAAAAAGACUUCUAGCUCCCAUUAACUUAAAUAGAGAAUCUUCAAAAAAGCAUGAGGUUUUUUUUAAAAAACACAGCACUGAAAAAAGAAGCAACAUGUUCCCUUUAAAGUCAAUAGAAGCUUAAAACUGUAAGUUUUUUGGGGUAUUUUUGCUGAUUUUUUGGAGCGAUUCUUUGCCAAUGUGUACCUUUUGUUUCAAAAGAUUUUUUUAAACCUACAUCGUUUUUUUAGAUUGACCUUCAGAGUGAUGACAACAUAAAUUGCUAUUGUUGAGCCCCUGGGAGUCCCCGCCAUACCUAAACCUAUUCCUUACUCCGGACUGACACUGUGCUGGGUUGAUUAUUUACACAGUACACUACUGUAGAGGGCAUGUGUGGGGAGAAGGAAGUUAUUGCACUGAAAAACAAUCCAAAGGAAAAGUUGCACUCACCCAGUAAAGGCCAAUAUCCUCUUUAUUCAAUGUAGAAACAUUUAUUUAUUAUUUUAAGUGCAAUUUUUAUUCAUUUUUUAUUGUUACCACAGUUACCCUUUAAUUUUUGUGUAGAAAAGCAUUCAUACCACUCUAGGAUUACAUAUACUUGGCCGGAAGAAGCGCCCAUGCUGACGUGAAACUAGUUACCUAUAGGGAUAUGCCCCCGCAUGAGAGAGCUACUAUUCUUGGUCCACACUUAAAUUGUAUGUAUUUUAUGUUUCUACAUUGAAUAAAAGUGAUAUUGGAUUUUUACUGGGUGAGUGCAACUUUUCCUUCAUAUUGUUUUACUAUAUUGCCCUGAAUUUUUUAAGUUAGGCACUGUGUCUGCAUAAGCAAGCCAUGCAGCAUAACAUUGAUAGGCUAUUUGUCUCUAGCAGUGCCUGAAUGCACACCCCCUCCUUACACCUGUUUGGUUAAUGCACUAGGUUUGCUAUGUGAGCAGAAAGGAAAUAAACAUCACCAACAGCACAGCAAAUAAGUGGUUACACUAAGCACUAGUGCAGACUAGGGGGCUGCAUAUACUGCAUAUAGGAGGCAGAACUGUAAACAUAUAGCACAGCAAUUAAAACAUUACACUAAGCACUGAAAUUGAUACUGCUGCUUUUUAGACAGUGUAGAUCCUUUGAAAGAUGAAGAUAGGUUCAUAGAUUCAGGAACACAGCCCAGGCUUGUUUUUCCUCUCUUUUGCACAGUGCAAAUGUUACAUUCUGUCCCUACUUUGUGUUCAACUUUGUUGGCUGUGUUUAACAGAGAUGGAUUACUCCGAACAACAGGCAGUGGACGGCAGAUUGCAUAGGAAAAAAAACAAAAUUUCCAAAAUUUCCAAAAUUUCUGAUCUGUUUUUCUGGAGUAAGAAGUUUAGUUUUUUUUGGCAAAUUAGUGCAGAUAUAUUAGCAACCAUUAAAGGUUUUAAAUAGAGUGAAGUGGAAGCAACAGUGAACUUUUAAAUGGGUAGUUAUAAACAGUUUUUUUGUUGUUAGAAAAUGCAGAUACAAUAUAUUCCAUAAUCAUAUAUCAGUUUUCCUUCAAGACUAUCUUUCUUCUACUGUCAAGUUUCUCUGGGCUUUCCAGACAAGCUAAAGCUUUCAUUGCUGUUUGAAGGAUGUGAUCUGUUUAUGAAGCCUCUCAUUUUUUUUUAACAUUGUCCUUUAUGUGUAUUUGCACCGUCAUCUUAAACUUUACCAGAUAUUUAGUUAAGGUCUAGUCAAUGUUCUAGCAAAACUACAUUUGCAUGAUAUUAUUUGCAUUUUUAUUAUUCAGUUUGCUGUUUCUUAGCUUGCCAAUAACCUUUGCAGUUUCAGAGAUAUUUAAUAGCAUCAUAUUUAUUAAGUGAAUUAUUCACUGUGAAACUCUAGUGCAUUACCUUACAUUUGUACACAAUAAAAUACUUUUCUCAUAUAUUAUAACUCACUAAGGCCAUGUUCAUACACCAUUAAACAAAGCAGCCAUAUGUUUUCUAAUUUAACCUUGUAUACUAUAUUGCAUUUUUGUGCAGGAAAUACAUGACCAGUUUUCAGGAUUAUUAGAUGCAGGAUUACUUUCUAUACCAAAUUAUUGAUGAACAUAUUGAACAAUUAGUUUGUGACUUAUGAUUUGUGACUUUUGAGAUCUUCUAGUAGUAGAUCUGCAGAAGAAGCUCAAGGCUUACUUUAGUUGACUAAAAGAAAGACCCUCUUAAACGUACCCCACAGACUCAAGACUCAAACAAUAAAGUAAGUCAACAAUUGAGGUAUACUAUAAGAUACUAUGUCAAAAGAAUAAAAUAAUUAAAUAUGUAUAUAUUCUUAUUAGAGUUAUUCAAACCAAAUCUGGUGAAUCCAAGGUAAAGUUUAAUUAGGUGCAAAGGUAAACUUUGCCCAAACCUUCAGCUUCCAAUGAACUUAAGAAAAUGGUGUCGGCAUCAUAUGAGAACAGGAGAGGAAGGAGGAACACAGGAUAGCCCAGAAUACCUUGCAAAGUGGAGGAAGGAUCCCCUGACCUCAGAAAAGCCAAUAUGCCUUGAAUACAGCUCCCAGCCAAUCAGAUGUCCACACUAAAUAAAACAAUUAAAUGAAAAAAGGAUUCUCUGAAUUCAAAAGAAAUAUUUUUUGCCAUUUAAAUCCUAGCAUAAACCCCUAGAGGAUGCAGGGCAUAGCCUGUCCCGGUGUGUGCAGCAUGCUUCAUACCUGAUGGGUCCCGGUUGCUGUUAGCAGCCUGGACCCAUCGUUAAUGCCGGACAUCACCCGACCAACUCUCAGCAAGGAGCCCUUUAUGUCAAUCAUGCUGGUCCCACAUGAUUGAUGUACAAGGAACCAUGCUGGGAGUGGCUCAGGGCAGGGAGGAGGGCCAGUGAGAAUGUCGGCCAGCCCCUCCAGCUGUUGGGCAGAAAUACAAAACAACUACAAUCUAAGUUUACAAGUUGUGGGCUAAGUAAGCAACAGUAUGGUAUGUUUGAUCUCCCUAUGCCCUAACUGUUGGCACCAGCCAUUGAUAACUCAUAUGGAGGUUACAGUUGCACUUUAACUGUUAUAUGCCAAAUCAUUUUUGACAUUUUAUGUAAAUUCAUGCCCUCUCCGCAUGACAGAACAGUGGGAACUUUUAUUGUAUUUAAAUAGUUGUUAUGUUAAUAUGUACUAUGACUGCUUAAUCUGAUGAAGGGAAAUUUUGAAACGUGCCAUUAAUGCUAGGCUUUUUAUUCCAAUAAAUAAUUUGAAUAAUUUGGAUAAUGAUUUUUAUACUUUGUUGUGCUGUUUGACUCGAACCACAAGAGUCAUUAAAAGGCCGUUUGCAGCUCCAUUUUUGCUUUUACAUUAUAACCUUUACAAGGAGAGAAGCUUUGCUGUCUUAUAUCAUUUAAACAUGUUUUACAGAGAGCACUAUGUUGUGCACAGUUAUCUUUAUAGCCAUCUAGGAGGCCGUAUGUGGGUGGAUUAGAGGUAAAGUAGCUGGAGAUCUGUGACUCCACUCCACAGGUUCAUUGUCUGUCACUCCACCUCACUAAGAUAAAGGGGGUGGGGCUCCACCUACUCAAUUUACAUAUUCCUUGUCUGUGACUUCACUUCACUAGGAUGUGGAGUUAUAGACAAUGAAUAUGUAAAUUGAGCUGACAAAGCCACGCCCCCUGUGCGUGAUUCACUGAAUUCAGCAAAUGAUCUUCUAGGGGGACGUAUUUAAGUAAGUGAACCCUCGUUGGACUUCUGUUCACCCACACUAUAACCCAGUGUAUGGAUUUAGUGUGAUUGAACAGGAUGACUGUUUUCCUUUAAUACUAAGAGAAAUUUUAUUCUCCCUGAAAAUAAGAUCACAAUAUUGUCUUCUUCAAUUUUCAAUUCAUAGCUGAAAGGUGGCACCCCUUUCUUUUGUCAAUUGAAGGGUGUCCAAGUUGUCUUACCCUCCCAGCCAAUUAUUUAUCGAAACCUAGAACAUGAAGAUCCCUUUAUUGAAACUUUUCUAACAUUUGAAAUUAAGGUAGUAUAAUGAAUGAUAUAUUAUGGAUCCUUGGAUUUAUUGUUCAUGUAAUGCCGAAUGUUUACUUGGAAAGUGUACUUACUGUAAAUUAUUUGUUCCAAUUUCAGUGUACUAUAUGUUUCUUAUUCUCUUGACUGAAGAUCACGAAGGUCAUGUGCCAUUCAAUAAUUUUAAUAUUUAUACAAUUUCUACUAUUAACUUAUGUGUAUUUCACUGUAAAAUAUGAACAAACAAAUGGAUUAGCAAAGCACAAUAAAUAUUAUUUUGAAGGUAGUACAUAGAUACAUCUAGAGAAUGCAAUACUUACACUGGUGUUAUUAUUAAAAUAUAUGAUUAAUCUUA